CUCCGGUGCGCUCAGUCGCUCCCCUGGCAUUCUCUCGACUGCGAUAGACCACCGCAGACGACAGCGCCGCAGAACGUACGCACCAUCGUCAACGGCGGUCUACCUUCUGCUCGAGACCUCGGGCGCUGUACGUAUUCCGAAUACGCAGACCAAGCGCCUUGGAAGGGCUUUUCCGAAUAUUCCUUCGCGCGCGCUGACAGGCCUCCGAAUGAGAAGCUCGCGCUCCGAAUACGACGCUCGAUGAGAAAGACAUCCAUAUAGAGAACAAGGGUCGCCUUAUUUGCCUCAAAGGCGCACGCAGAAGCGCUUGAUGUCGUGCUUGAGGGCGAAGAUGGUGAAUGCCGGGGAUCUGCGGUGUACUUUUGAAUUUUAAUUCACACCCUGGGGGAUAUCCUUCUGCUUACUUCACGGUCGAAACACUUCAGCAACGGCUACUACCUAGUUUUCGACCUGCGCUCAGAGUCGAAGGCCCUGUAUCAUCUGGCGAGGUGAAUGUUAUCUGCUGCACCUCUUCAUUCGCUAUUUGCGUCGCUAUACCUCUAUCGGAUGGCUGUCCUCAGCGGUGAGCACCUACCAUUGUCCAUUGUUCACUUCAUUCCUGAUCCGCCCCGGACCCGGGUUGGGUCCGGGCUUCACGGCGUCACCUAUCCUUAAGCUAGAGUAUCCUGC
Molecule: messenger RNA, 669 nt
Organism: Schizophyllum commune H4-8
Lineage: Eukaryota; Fungi; Basidiomycota; Agaricomycetes; Agaricales; Schizophyllaceae
Exons: 1
Coding region: 339-566 (75 amino acids)
Source: RefSeq, a predicted model, not a curated record